Aspergillus pseudotamarii is the source of this 1737-nucleotide messenger RNA. RefSeq names its product Zn(II)2Cys6 transcription factor domain-containing protein. The record is from RefSeq and is a predicted model, not a curated record. The transcript is spliced from 2 exons. The annotation marks the transcript as partial. Gene Ontology annotation, molecular function: zinc ion binding; DNA-binding transcription factor activity, RNA polymerase II-specific. Gene Ontology annotation, biological process: regulation of DNA-templated transcription. NCBI's taxonomy places the organism in Eukaryota, Fungi, Ascomycota, Eurotiomycetes, Eurotiales, Aspergillaceae.
GCUAGGUUGUCAGCCUGAUUUAUAAGUGGUCGGUCUAUUUAAAGAGUUUAAACCUGUUUCCUCAUGACGAAAAUCCCUAAUACCAACUGCAGUGGCCGUAGAUCAUGCUAAGUACACGACGUAAAGCAUAUGCGAAGAGAUCAAGAACGGGGUGUCGCACUUGUCGCGCUCGCCAUGUCAAAUGUGACGAAUCGCCGGGUGCGUGUCAAAACUGCAUUUCUACUGGUCGAACAUGUGGGGGAUACGAGGUACAUCGGCUGCCUCGUGGGCGCGCAUCCAAGAAAAUCCCAAUAGAGUACUCGAUACUCCCACGGAUUGCACACGGGCUCUGUUGGGUCGUAACCUCGGAUGAAAGCCGAUGUCUUUCUUUUUUCCAGCACCGGUCCAUUCCCGGCUUGGUCGGCUUUUAUGACUCGCCACUUUGGCAGCAUCUGGUUCUCCAAAUGAGCUACUCGGAGCCUGCCGUGUAUCAUGCCGUAGUUGCACUGGGUGCAAUCAACCACGCCCAGGAGAAGACCGGGAUACCACGUCCAGGGCAGCCUCGGCAGAAUAUCUGGUAUCAGUUUGCCCUCGAGCAAUCUGCCCGCUCAAUUACGUUGCUAAAUAAACGCCGCAUGUCGCAGGACCCAAAGCUACAGGAAGUGAUAUUGGUCUGCUGCCUGUUAUAUAUCACAUGCGAGCUAUUGCGCGGCCACUAUGAUAAUGCAUGUGCGCACAUCUUUGGUGGAUUGCAGAUCCUAAAGGAGCUGAACAUUCGGAGACGCAUCUCAGGCGUCUGCGUAUCCCCCGUCGAACAAUGUGUGGUCGAGACCUUCUUGCAUCUACAAAUGCAGUCCGCCUUCUUCGGGACCGGGGCGCCGUUAACUGUCGAUCGAGACCUCGUAUAUGAGCAAUCAUAUGAGGAGUACCUGCUUAUAUUUCGAAGUCUGGAAAAUUCGCGACUGGCCUCUAACCCACUCCUUCAUACCGCCUUUCCUUUCGUGUCAUACUGCAUGCGUCGGUCAGAUGCAGAUAUCAUGGCUGAAUAUGGCACGUUGCAGCAAACCCAGCUGCAACUCCUUUCCUACCUGACCCGAUUCCUUCGGUUGCUCAAGCUCCUGUCAGAUGAAUCGUACAGAUCACUAAAUGACAAAGAGCAAUUGGAGGUCGACAUGACGAACCUGCUAUGCGUUACUGCCGUCCAUGCGCUCAAGACCUGUCUUUGCAGCAAGAGUAGUCCGUUGCCACAGGACCUUGUCCUGGGCAGUCGCACACUGCUUUCAUUGGCAGAAGCUGCCACCAGCAAGUUCCAAGCACGUCCAACUAUCAUGCUGGAUAGCACUAUCGUCCCGGCAUUAUUUUUCGCAGCGUUCCGUUGUCCCGACUAUGGCGUUCGCUGGAGGGCAAUAGACCUUCUACGAUCUUGGGAGCACUCCGAGGGGUUUCUGAACGCCGCUGUUGUGGCAGAUGUACUGGAACAGAAUCUGAGGAUUGAGCUGAAUCACCUGAGAGAAACUAAGGUUUCCACUUGUCGCUUAUUACCGCCGCGUCUGUCCUUUGUGACUAAACGACAUGGGCAAAGCUUUGCACGCAUGUCGUACAUGGUUGGGGAGACUGAGAUAACACGGUGGCUGAACCUUGGGACAACUUCCUUUUUGUAUGCCUCUCUGGGGACUGUACAGUCUUCUUGGGAGUGGUCCUGUGUUCGGUAUAAUCAGCAUCAAUCGUCUCCUGCUCUGUCUGGAUACGGUUAUAACC